UUCGUUUACCUCGGUUGACUUAACUAGCUUAUUUUUUGUGUUUAGUUUUCUGUUAUUUUGAAUAGAUUUUAGGCUAGCUUUAUUCUUUUAAGCUUGCAGCUUGUUGCAGGCCUAAGUGGCAGUUUGAGCUUGUACAAACUUGAAAGCGCUUUUGAUUAAUAUUUUUUCUUAUUUACCAAAAAAUAUUAUGGUUAUUUAUUUUCCUAUUUCAAUUAUGGUUAUUUAUUUUCCUAUUUCAUUUUAAUACUUGAAUUGUACUGUGACUCACCAUAAACCAAUUCUUUGUUAGGAAUUAUUAAUUUUUAUGGCUUCCGGAGAAGAUCAUCCUCCUUCUCAGGGGGAUACACAGGAGAAGACGAAGAAAAGCGCAAGUCACAAAAGGAGAGGGCCUACAACGGCGAAGUAUAUCAUGGAAGAUGAUGAUGGACCAUAUGCUCUUCAGUGGAGUGACGAUGGUUCUGCUAUUGGAGAAUUCAUGAAUAGGUACAUAGCCUAUACUGGGUCAAUUACUCGUUCAAAGGUCAAGAUUCACAUUACACACUGGAGCAUGGUUGAUGAGGAAAUAAAGGAAAGAUUAUGGGUUUGUAUCAAGAAAUUAUUCUUGUGUGAUGACAACAAGAAAGAAUUUGUGCUGAGGAAUUGCAAUAAAAGGUGGAAGGAUUUCAAGACCAGAUUGACGAGCGCGUAUUUCAAUAAAUGCACAAAAAAUGAAGUGGACAACCCACCAUGGAAGGAAUAUGCAGGCAUUGAUGAGGAAGAUUGGAAAGUCUUUAAAGAGCAACGUGAAUCAGAUGAAUUCAAGGUUACCAGUGAAAGAAAUCGAGCUAAACAAGCCAAUAAUUUGUAUCCCCAUCACUUGGGUCGCGGUGGAUAUGGAAAACUAGAAGAACGGUUUGUCCAAGAGCAACUGAAAAAGGCCAUGUUGUCUGGUGCAUCUUCUUCAAAGGGUGUUGAAUCAGGUGAAACACCUGUAGUAACUCCAAGACCUCGUUAUGAAAGGUGGAUGGAUGGAAGAAAGGACAAGAACGGGAAUAUCCCUAAUGAGAAAACGAAAUUGGUUGUAGAGAAGCUCAAUGAGCUAAGGGAAAAGGAAAAAUCAGGGGAGUUUGUUUCUCAUGGAAGCCAUGACAUUUUAACUGAAGCGCUUGGAAAUCCUGAGCAUGGAGGCCAUGUAAGGGGAGUGGGCGGAAAAGCAACGCUUACAUCAGUUUUUAAAAGAAAGAGGCGUUGUAAUCAAACAGAGGGUAUGCUUACAAUUAAACAAGUGGAAGAAAUUACAAAUUUCCUCACUGAACAAGUAAGGGAGCAGACAAGGGCUGAAAUGAGAGUUGUUACCCUUGAUGUCUUGAAAUCUUGUGGUAUACAAGUACCUAAAGAUUUGGAGGUUAAUAUGGUUGAUGUUCCCACUCGUAGUAGUUGUCAGUCUGUUGAUCCCGAUCCUUUCGCGAAUGGCUCUAAGGUUCUUAUCUCCCUACCAUCAUUUGCUUUUCGUACUGUUUUUGCAAGAAAGUAAGAGUAUUGCAAGCAACUAGGUUAUUUGUGUCAACCUUGUUCAUGUAUUUUUUUUACUUUACAGGAGCCAAUUCCUUGUGAUAUAUUAGUACUUGAAGAAAGCUCUGGAAAUCGAGUUGUGGCAACAGGUACAUUGUUGAAAAGCGUACCAGGGGAGCUUGUUCAUGGCGUUCCAUUACUUGAAGAUCAUGUCAAGGUGAAAAUCCUACAUGUUGUUGAAGGUGAAGAGAAUACACCUCUACCCUUGCCUUUUUUUGGGCACGAGUCCCUUGGUGAGAUAAAAGGAAGUUGGGCUCAGUGGCCUCGUUCACAAGUCAGAUUAUCCAUUGAGAACUUGAUCGAUCAACCACCACCACCAAAGAAGAUUAGAAAUAAUCUAAUGGAGGGUAAGAAACUAGUUGACACCGGUUCAGCUGUUGAAUCUCGUUUUAAUGAUAAUGAAGAAGAACUCACCCCCUUCCUUAUUGGCAAGGACAUGUUUUUGGCAUUGCCAAAUAGCUGCAAGCAAUUAUACAACUUGUAUAAGAAUCGAGAUGUUGAUUUCAGCGUUGAUGUUGAUUUCGAAGAGGAUAUCUUAUACUAUCCUGAUAAAGUUUCUUUUACUGCUUACGUGUUUGGUGAUGAUCUUAAGAAAUUACUGAACAUGGAAUACAUACGUACAUCUUGUGUGGAUAUCUGGAUAAGGUUUUUGCAAAACGAGAUCACGAAAAACAAGCUCCAAGAAGAAGUUGGAUUUUUUUGUCCGCAUAAGCUAGGGCUGGUUAAACUUCGUCCCAGUAUCCACACAAAAUAUGUGAAUCAUUCAAUUACCAAGCAAAGUACGAAGAACUAUAUACUU
Messenger RNA from Spinacia oleracea (spinach), 2350 nucleotides. RefSeq lists its product as uncharacterized. Bases 305 to 1513 code for a protein of 402 amino acids. NCBI's taxonomy places the organism in Eukaryota, Viridiplantae, Streptophyta, Magnoliopsida, Caryophyllales, Amaranthaceae. The record is from RefSeq and is a predicted model, not a curated record. The transcript is spliced from 6 exons.